AAGCUCCAGCUGGCAAUGCAGCUGAUGGGAAACAACGGGUUGCAGUCUCUCUUUAAGUUCUACUCUCGACUCAACCAGCUUCCUAGCCAGGGCGCCGUCUCGGGCGUGUUGGCGUCGGAGAACAACGCCAUCUCGGUGCACUACACGUUGACGAAGGGCGACGAGGUUCCGCCUCAGAGCGGCUACGACUAUGACUUGUUCUACAACUACGAAGUCCAGUUUGGCGAAAUCGAAGUCAAAAAUGGAUACCUAAUGGACUGUGUUGAAAAUUCCACCCCGCUCUGAUUAGACGAUAACGGACAAAUAUACCUCGAGCGAUU
Molecule: messenger RNA, 320 nt
Organism: Pichia membranifaciens NRRL Y-2026
Lineage: Eukaryota; Fungi; Ascomycota; Pichiomycetes; Pichiales; Pichiaceae
Exons: 1
Coding region: 16-285 (89 amino acids)
Source: RefSeq, a predicted model, not a curated record